GGGGCGCAUAAAUCAUUCAACUUUUCUUUGUAUUUUAAUGCAUCGAUAACCAAGUUGAAGUGGAACUUUAAUGUUUGAAUAUUACUAAUAACGUAGUAACAGUGUAUUGGAUUAGAGUACUGAUCACAAUGUAGUUCCCGAUAUAGAUCUGUUUGGUGUAAAAAACGAGGAUGCUUGCAUAAGAGCAGGAUAGAAGGCACGGAAGGAUGCUAAUGGAGUUCCACCUGACACAUUAUUAGAUCCCCCAGGAUGAUGCAAAUGGCCUCAAAUAUAAUACAAUUUGACACACUGGAAGAUAGUGUUAUAAGAGUAGAAAUGAUUCCGAAAUCAAAGAGCUCUUCAAGAACUAGAUCACAGGUGAAACAAAGCUUACUGGUUAAUGGAAAUUUUGAUACCGAUGUUUUGAAAGCUAUCACAGCGAUAGAUUCAUACACAAGCAAAAAUAAACAAAGCAAUCUAAAAAAUCCGUUUGCAGUGGAACGUCUAGAAUUAGGCCUUCCUACGCCGUCGCCAAGACAAUCUCAGAGAGAAUGUCCUGUUGAACCUAUGAAGCACAUCGCACCAGUCGCUGAUCCUAAUUCGAGGAAGACAUGUAAGCAUACUCCACUUAGGAUUGACAUUGAUGAAAAAGACAAUACUGCUCAAAGUGGAGUGAAAGGGUUUGAAUAUCUUCCAUCAAUUGCAUGUGGAUACUCGUUAGAUAAUCCCAGAAAGCCUGCAAGAUCGAGAUCUGCAUUUUCUCCAAGAAACAUGACUGGAGCAGACAUAAUAAAACCAGUUAAUGUUGUCUCUAUGGCUAAUGAUGAUGUUAAAGCUGAAAGAAAUGAAAUAACGACGACUGUGCCAGACGCUGACAUAGAUAAUUCUGUCUCAUUAGAAAGUAGUUUAGGACGAUCUUUACACUGUUUCCCAAUGAAACCUUCUCUAACGAAAUCAGCAGCAGUUCCGGGACGUUUGUUUUCCACCUCAGGAGAUCAAAAAGACGCCAUGUUGAAACGAUGGCAAAGAAGACAAACUAAGAUAACAAAAGACACGAGGUGUCACACCGCCAUGACCUCUAGGUCAUACAUUCGCAAUUUUCCUAAGUCCGAACUUUUUGGAUCUAGUGAAGGCCAUAGCCAGGGACAGGUACCUACCCGUGGACGUAUCCUGAGGGAGCGUGAAUGCAGAACUGCUCCACCCCGAAUAAAACAACAACUUUCAGUUCAAAAUAAGGAUCUGUUUACGAUAACUUUUAAUCACAAUGCUAGUACAAGUUACGGAGACUUUAGUGACAUUAUUGAAGAUGGUGUCCUCACCAGUGAUUAUUACACAGUUCAGAGGGUAACAAGCGAUCAAACUCGCCAAGUAAGCAUCCCGAGUGCUGUUACGUACGAUGAUAACGAUAUUACCCUUUCGGGACAAACAAAAGCAAUUCACAACAGGAAAUUGUGAAAUCAACAUUCCAUACAUUUUAUACACACAGUGUGCGGCAGACGCAACAACUAGAUAUCUCAGACCCCCAUCCCGCAUAACAUGUACUAUCUAAUAGGUUAUAGGUAAUUUAGGAUAAAUAAAUAGUUUCAAACAAAACUAGAACAAGGAAUUGCCACCUGAUUGAAACUGGAUCAGAAAAUGCACAUCAGGCUUUGCUGACUUCGAUCACGAAGACUUACAAUUUGACAGAAUAACGUUGCUCAAAGAACGUGAGAAGUGAAAUGCUCCACUUAGUAUCAAAUCACAAAUUGAAAGUCUCCUAGCUCUGGACCUGCCGCUACUUUAAUUUUCCGAUAAUACAUUCAAGGUCAUCGGAAGUUGAACUCUCGUCAAUUUGAUAAAUAGCCUAUUGUUGCACCAAUGGUUGGAGACUCAUUAGUGUUAAGUUUUUUUAUCAAAUAGCAAAUAAUACAGACUGUUCAAAGAGAUAAAUUCAGCCUCCGUACGAAAUGUUACGUUUGUCAAUAACUUACCCUGAGUCAAGAUUUAAGUUCUAACCUGGAAGUGACUAAGUGUUAAACAAAUGCAAAGACUAUCAAUGCCCAUCCUUGGUCCUAGGUAUUUCACUUCUUUCUUUGAAUAAUAAAUGAAGUCCUUUGAAU
Owenia fusiformis is the source of this 2078-nucleotide messenger RNA. Lineage: Eukaryota; Metazoa; Annelida; Polychaeta; Sabellida; Oweniidae. The record is from the annotation of a GenBank genome assembly.